AUGGCUGUUAAAACAAUCACCGAUGAAGCUCACUUCCAAACCGAACUAGCCGUAGCAGAAGGAAAAUUGGUCGUUGUGGAUAAGAACCAGUGCGAAUGUUUGAACGAAUCGAACGACCACCCGAUGGUGAAUGCGCUCAGUUCCAGCGGUGGUCAUCUGGUGUCCGAUUGUGACGAACAGUUGAUCAUUUCGAUUACCUUUAAUCAGCUGGUUAAAAUCAGUGCCAUCAAGUUCAAAGCACCGCCCUCUCACGGACCGAAAAAAGUUUCGGUGCAGGAUCUGGUACUAGGGCAGAAGGAUCUUGUGUCGGGAUCGCCGAUUCCGUUGCACUCCGUUAAAUUUCUGAACGUGCAGAAUAUGCAGCUGUUCGUGAAGGAUAACCGUUCUGGUGACGAGACGACCAUUAUCGAUCAUUUGGCCUUCAUCGGGUCACCGAUUGCAACGACUAAGAUGGAUGACUUCCAGCGAGUGGCUGGGAAGAAGGGUGAAAGCCACCAGAUUGUUUGA
Molecule: messenger RNA, 507 nt
Organism: Topomyia yanbarensis
Lineage: Eukaryota; Metazoa; Arthropoda; Insecta; Diptera; Culicidae
Product: thioredoxin-like protein 1
Exons: 3
Coding region: 1-507 (168 amino acids)
Source: RefSeq, a predicted model, not a curated record